Messenger RNA from Orussus abietinus, 1170 nucleotides. RefSeq names its product tRNA (adenine(58)-N(1))-methyltransferase catalytic subunit TRMT61A (gene Trmt61). Gene Ontology annotation, cellular component: tRNA (m1A) methyltransferase complex; nucleus. The coding region runs from base 37 to 1011 and encodes 324 amino acids. Lineage: Eukaryota; Metazoa; Arthropoda; Insecta; Hymenoptera; Orussidae. Gene Ontology annotation, biological process: tRNA methylation. The transcript has 4 exons. The record is from RefSeq and is a predicted model, not a curated record.
UUCACUGGAAGAAUUUCAUAAUACAAUUUUUAUAAAAUGAGUUUCAAUAGAGUGAAAGAACAUAUAGAAGAAGAUGACAUUGUUAUUUUGUAUUUGGGACCGAAUAAUAUGCACACGCUAGAAGUGACCAAGAAAAUCAAGAACAAGAAGGACGAAUUCGUAGACAAUGUGUUUCAAACGACAUACGGUGCCCUAAAAGUAUAUUCGUUGCUGGGGAAAAAAUAUGGUACACGAGUGGAGCUAUCUAGAGGCUGGGCAUAUGUUUUACAGCCGACUCCUGAAUUAUGGACAGUCACGCUUCCACACAGAACUCAGAUUAUUUAUACUCCCGAUAUAAGCAUGAUUAUAUACCUUAUGGAAAUUGUUCCGGGAAGCAUAGUAAUCGAAUCAGGUACCGGAAGUGGUUCACUUUCGCAUUCUUUGAUACGUACGAUACGUCCCACCGGGCAUUUGUACACAUUUGAUUUCCAUGAGCAACGUGUAUCUCUAGCACAGGAUGAGUUUAGAAGACACGGAAUUAGUGACUUUGUUACAUCCAAUCACAGAGAUGUAUGUUUAGAUGGAUUUGGAAUCGAACUAAGGCAUAAAGCAGAUGCAGUAUUUCUAGAUCUCCCACAUCCAUGGAUGACAGUAAAGCAUGCCUGUGAUACUCUAAAAGAAUCAGGUGGAAAAUUGUGUUCGUUCUCUCCAUGUAUAGAACAAGUUCAACGGACAUGUUCAACAUUAACAUCGGAAGGGUUCGUCGAGUUAAAGACCUUCGAAUGUCUUCAGAGGGAAUUAACAGUGCAAUAUAAAAAAUUACCAAUUUUAAAUUUGGAAUGUUUAAAAUAUAAGCGCACUAAUGACAGAGAAGACCAGAAUGUUGGAAAUCAAAGCAGUAAAGAAACGGAAAAGCAGGAUGAAAACAAACUUCUGACCGUCACUCAUCCACACUCGUUACCAGGCCAUACUGGCUUCAUAACAAUUGCUACUCUACCUCCGCUUUUUUCGCGCGUUACAAAACAUGACUAAAUCUAUUUUCAAUGCAUAAUUGUUUUAACAGGAAUAUAACUGGCAAAUAGUACCUGUCUGAUUCUCCCAUUUGUCAUGGCGGCUAACUAGUCGAAACAUAAAAGUUAUCGUAAAUUCAACAUGUAGGAAAAUGUGUAAUAGAUUAAUGGUUUUACAAAA